Molecule: messenger RNA, 948 nt
Organism: Cetraspora pellucida
Lineage: Eukaryota; Fungi; Glomeromycota; Glomeromycetes; Diversisporales; Gigasporaceae
Source: the annotation of a GenBank genome assembly
AUGGAUAGUAUUAGUGCUCAAGAACAAACUGUGGCAGUACUUAAAAAGACUAUUGAAUCUCAAAACUUGCCUCAUAUGUUAUUUUACGGACCUCCAGGAACCGGCAAGACAUCCACAAUCCUAGCAUUAUCUCGAGAACUUUAUGGGCCAAAGUUGAUGAAAUCUCGAGUCUUGGAAUUGAAUGCUUCAGAUGAACGUGGGAUACAAGUUGUUAGGGAAAAAGUGAAAAAUUUUGCACGUACAGCAGUUAGUAAUCGUACUAAAGAAGCUGGUGAUUAUCCAUGUCCACCAUACAAAAUUGUAAUUCUAGAUGAAGCUGAUUUGAUGACGCAAGAUGCACAGUCAGCUUUGCGGCGCGUAAUAGAAACUUAUUCCAAAGUUACGCGUUUUUGUCUCAUUUGUAAUUAUGUGUCACGUAUCAUUGAACCGUUAGCUUCUCGUUGUGCAAAAUUCAGAUUCAAACCUUUAGAUAUUUCGAACACAAUAUCACGACUCAAAAUGAUUUGUGAACAAGAAGAUGUCAAUUAUAGCUCACAGACAUUGGAAGAAUUAGCAACAUUAUCUGAAGGUGACCUAAGAAAAGCUAUAAUGUAUCUUCAAAGUGCGUCCAAGCUUCACAAGAAGGAAAUGAUUACAACAGAAUCAAUACGAGAAAUUACGGGGGUUGUUCCGGAUGACAUGAUUAAUAGUCUAAUUGAAAGUGCAAAAAGUAAAAAAAACGAAAUACAACUUGAAGAAGAAGUUGCAAAAGUCAUGUGUUCCGGAUUUUCAGCUGUUCAAAUAUUAUCUCAGAUACAAGAUCAAAUUUUGGCUGACUAUCAAAUUAAUGAAACGCAAAAAGCUAGAAUCGGAGAAUUUAUAGGUCAAUUUGAUAAAUAUUUAGCAGAUGGAACUGAUGAACAUUUAGUUAUUACGAAUUUGAUCAAAAUUAUUUCUGUGGAAUGUUAA